Messenger RNA from Nilaparvata lugens (brown planthopper), 1291 nucleotides. RefSeq lists its product as uncharacterized. Bases 214 to 1185 code for a protein of 323 amino acids. The transcript has 2 exons. NCBI's taxonomy places the organism in Eukaryota, Metazoa, Arthropoda, Insecta, Hemiptera, Delphacidae. The record is from RefSeq and is a predicted model, not a curated record.
AACCAGUUCUAGUCGAGACGCCGAUGAGUGAACAUCGUUAUCGGUUCGCUCUAGCCUAGGUCUCCAGCCUGGCGUGCCGGUCGUUGUAAUACGUUAUCAUGUACUCAUAUAACGAGUGUUUAUACUAAAAGUUGAAUCGUGAUCUACUUUUUAUUACUAUUAAGCGUGUAUAGUGUGGUCAGUGACUAUCAGAAUAUACAAACAACUUCUACGAUGGGGUCUUGUUCCAAGUGUGCAAACAAAAUCAAACAUCAAAAAGAUAGGCUUACGUGCUCAACCUGUAAAUCAACUUUCCAUAUAAAAUGUGUUAAAGUUGACUUCACGAAACUCGAUAAGGAUACGUGGAAAUGCAACUCUUGUUUGGGUGAAGACUCGUCUGAUUCCAGCCACAGUGAUUCGCCGUUAUCACAAUCUAAAGACGCAAUCCUUGCGUCCAUAGCCAGUAUGCGGACAAACAUGGAAAAGCAGAUAGGUGGAGUGGCCACUAAUGUAACUGACAUUAAGAAUGAACUAGUAGGUGUCAAUAGCGCUAUCAACAAAAUGCAGGACACUCUCGCACUGCUUGCAUCUGAUAAUGAAUCACAUAAGUCGGAGUUUUUGAAAAUUAGGGAAGAAAAUGACAAGCUGAAAAAGACUGUUCAUCUUCUUGAUGACAAAAUCAAAGAUAUGGAACAGUUUAGCAGAAAAGACAACAUAGAAAUUACAGGUGUUCCGUACAACCGAGAUGAAGAUUUAUAUGGUUUGUUGGACAGAAUCGCUGCCGUUAUUGAUGUCAACUACAACAUAAACUUUAUUUCAACCGUGCACCGCUUAGGCGUGACUAACGAACGUCCCAAUCCACCUAUAAUUGUCAAGUUCAUAUCUAGAGACUACAAGUCUUCGUGGAUAGGAGCUGCACGGGCCAAUCGCAAGAAACUGACAGCUGCUUCGCUAUCCAUCAACUGGCCCCCAACCUCUGUGUACGUCAACGAGCAUCUUUCCCCAACCAACAAAUUCAUCCUGGGAAACGCGAAACGUCUCGUCCGCGAGAAAAAACUUGCAGCUGCAUGGACAAGGGAUUGCAGAAUAUACGUCAAGAAGUCUGCAGAGUCCGGAGCACCAAUCACGCUGAUCAAAACUAUUCAGCAGAUGGAGAACUUCACGACAGAUGCGUCGGUCAACGUCAGCGUCGACGCCUCGGGCUGAGGAUGAGUACAACAAUUAUAAUUUCUAUACAAUUAAACUGUGACUGGACUUUGGAUUAUGUUAAACUCUCACCUAGGAUAAGAACUCUAUAUGUUUUUUUUUUCAU